AUGACUACAACGAGUGACAACCGGUCAAUUGAUCAUCAAAAUCCCCCUUCCCCGGUUAAUGUUGGUGAGAGUAUGCAGGAAGACCAAAUGAGUGAAAACAAGAAUGAUCCGCAGCAAGGCCCCAAUGACUAUCCUCCAUUGCCAAGGGUGAUCAUGAUCACGAUCGCGUUAUACCUGGCGAUCUUCCUACUGGCACUGGAUCGAACAAUCAUUGCAACAGCCAUUCCGCGUAUCACCGAUACCUUUCAUUCCCUCAACGACAUCGGUUGGUACGGCAGUGCCUACUUGCUCACAUGCUGCUCAUUCCAGCUGGUGUUCGGCCGGAUCUAUACAUUCUACUCCCCUAAAUGGGUGUUUCUAAGUGCCAUCCUUCUCUUCGAAAUUGGCUCGGUAAUCUGCGGUGCCGCGCCGUCCUCAACAGCCUUCAUUAUUGGGCGAGCCAUCGCUGGCAUAGGUGCCUCCGGACUCAUGUCAGGCAGCGUCGUCAUUAUCGUCCACAUCGCGCCACUACACAAACGACCCAUGUACACCGGACUCAUCGGUGCCGUGUUUGGCAUUGCAUCCGUCAUCGCCCCCCUCAUGGGCGGCGCCUUCACGGAGAACGUCUCAUGGAGAUGGUGUUUCUACAUCAACCUUCCCAUCGGGGCCGUCACAACAGCCAUAAUCGCAAUAAUCCUGAAGCUUCCAGACCCCACACAAAACAACCUCCCAACACGCGAACGUCUAGCGAAGCUAGACCCCCUCGGCACAGCGGUAUUCCUACCUGCAAUGAUCUGUCUCCUCCUCGCGCUCCAAUGGGGCGGCACCACUUACGCCUGGAGCAACAGCCGAGUAAUAGUCCUCCUCAUCAUUGCAGGAAUCCUCCUCCUAUGCUUUAUCGGCAUCCAAACAUGGAAACAAGACAACGGAACAGUCCCACCCCGGAUCAUUCUCCAACGCAGCAUCCUCUCCGGCUUCUGGUACAUGUUCAUGCUCAACGGCGCAAUGAUGGUAAUAUUAUACUACCUUCCAAUCUGGUUCCAAGUAAUCAAGGAAGCCAGCGCCGUAAAAUCAGGUCUAAUGACACUCCCCAUGAUCAUUGGACUAGUGGUGGGCAGCAUCGUCGCUGGCGCUGGAGUGACCAGAUCCGGAUACUAUAAUCCAUUCAUGAUCACCGCUUCUAUCCUAAUGGCGGUCGGUUCUGGCCUAAUAACCACCUUUACCACGACUACCGGCCACAGCAAGUGGAUUGGCUACCAGGUUUGCUUUGGGUUAGGGUUAGGGCUCGGCAUGCAGCAACCCGCUGCCGCGGCGCAGACGGUUCUUUCCCCGGAGGAUGUCUCGACUGGGAUCUCGUUAGUUUUCUUCGCGCAGUAUUUUGGCGGUGCCUUGUGGAUUUCUGUUGCGAAUAAUAUCUUUGCGAAUUGUCUCGCGAGGAAUGUGGCUGGGAUUGCGGGUGUGGAUACGAGGGAUGUUGUAAGGGCGGGUGCUACGGCUCUACGGCAGGUUGUUGGUGAUGAACAAUUGGCUUUGAUACUGCCUGCUUAUAAUUCGGCUGUGAUUAAUACGUUCUAUGUUGGGGUUGCCUGUGCCUGUGCUACUGGGAUUGGGGCAUUAACUAUGGAAUGGAAAAGUAUGAAGGCACAGAACGAUAAUAGCGGACGGAGGCAGGACGCGGAUGUGGAGAAGAACGUCAAGAAGGGCGCGGCUCAAUAG
Molecule: messenger RNA, 1695 nt
Organism: Aspergillus pseudotamarii
Lineage: Eukaryota; Fungi; Ascomycota; Eurotiomycetes; Eurotiales; Aspergillaceae
Product: MDR family MFS transporter
Exons: 2
Coding region: 1-1695 (564 amino acids)
Biological process (GO): transmembrane transport
Molecular function (GO): transmembrane transporter activity
Source: RefSeq, a predicted model, not a curated record